GAAGCAUAUCAUAAAAAGUAGAGACUAGAAAGAAAGAAAAAGAAGAAGCUAAGAAUGGCCACCUUAGACGAAAAACCUUCUGCGAAAAGAUGGCUUCCUCUUGAAGCUAACCCUGACGUCAUGAACCAGUUCCUUUGGGGUCUUGGCCUUCCAGUGGAUGAGGCAGAGUGCUGUGAUGUUUAUGGCUUAGAUGAAGAGCUUUUGGAAAUGGUUCCAAAGCCAGUUGUUGCCGUGCUUUUUCUUUAUCCCAUGACCACUGAGACUGAAAAAGAGAGAUUGCAACAGGAAAAUGAAAAAACGGAACAUAGCAGUAAGGUGUAUUUUAUGAAGCAAACUGUGGGUAAUGCUUGUGGUACAAUAGGGCUUCUUCAUGCUCUUGGGAACAUAACUUCUGAAAUCAAGCUUGUUGAGGGGUCAUUCUUUGAUAAAUUCUUUAAAUCUACUGCAAGCUUGGACCCAUUGCAGCGUGCUGUAUUUCUUGAGAAUGACAGAGAGAUGGAAGUUGCUCAUUCAAUGGCAGCCACUGCUGGUGAAACAGAGGCAUCAGAUAAUGUGGAUACUCAUUUCAUCUGCUUUGCUUGUGUGGAGGGUGAACUUUAUGAGCUUGAUGGAAGAAAGUCAGGACCAGUAUCUCAUGGUCCAUCUUCCCCAAAUACUUUGUUGAGGGAUGCAGCUAAAGCCAUCCAGAGCAUGAUCCAGAAAAAUCCAGAUUCUCUCAACUUCAAUGUCAUUGCAAUAUCAAAGAAAUCCGGGCCUGGACAUUAAGGCUGUCAAUUUGGGAUCGUAUUGAAGCAAUUUUAGAAUCAGUUGUGCUUUAUUGCAGAAGUGUACCAACCUAGACUUAUGAACAAAAAAAACUAUUUUUAAGAUUCAGGACUAUCACGCUUCCCUAUUUGGUACCAUCAUAAUAGGCAUAUUAAGAUGCAAUUCAGGACUAUCACGCUUCCCAUGUCACACAUUUACCAUAUACUCUUCUUCCAUAUAUUCUAAGUCCUAAAGAUAUAUUCUAAAUAUGAUUUUAGAUUUAGCUUCAUGUCUUGUGUCUUGGAUCUUUACUUGAGCUUGAUGCUUUGA
Molecule: messenger RNA, 1074 nt
Organism: Gastrolobium bilobum
Lineage: Eukaryota; Viridiplantae; Streptophyta; Magnoliopsida; Fabales; Fabaceae
Product: ubiquitin carboxyl-terminal hydrolase 3-like
Exons: 9
Coding region: 55-765 (236 amino acids)
Biological process (GO): protein deubiquitination; ubiquitin-dependent protein catabolic process
Cellular component (GO): cytoplasm
Molecular function (GO): cysteine-type deubiquitinase activity
Source: RefSeq, a predicted model, not a curated record